Messenger RNA from Eleginops maclovinus (Patagonian blennie), 3198 nucleotides. It is a transcript of the gene lzts1, whose product is annotated as leucine zipper, putative tumor suppressor 1. The transcript is spliced from 9 exons. Gene Ontology annotation, biological process: regulation of dendrite morphogenesis; regulation of synaptic plasticity. Bases 344 to 2302 code for a protein of 652 amino acids. Gene Ontology annotation, cellular component: dendritic spine. Lineage: Eukaryota; Metazoa; Chordata; Actinopteri; Perciformes; Eleginopidae. The record is from RefSeq and is a predicted model, not a curated record.
AGUGUUUAUGGAGGAAUGUGACCGUGUUCAGAGUAUGAGAGAUGGGACGGAUUGAUUGCACCGUACCAGGUAUUGAAGAGGGGACCUAGAGAGAUCCUGCAACAGAAGCAGACGUCUCUUUUUCUGCACAAAAGCGUUGUUAACUUGCAUUCGACUGGAAGUGGUUUGUCCACACACGCUUUGAGAAACAGUGACUGUGACGUAGGGGCAGGCAGACUAUUAUGGAGAUGGAGUCAUUGAGAGUGCUGCUCAGGGGCCAUGAGUUGUGUCUUCUUUUCUCUUCUGUGUAAUUUACCCACCUGGACUUCAGCAACACCCUCCCCUCACCUAUGCCUCCAGGACCAUGGGCAGUGUCAGCAGCCUCGUGAACGGCAACGACCUCAACAGCAGAGACUGCAAGGCGUCUGAACAUCAGUUAAAAAAGGGAACACAUCCUCAAAGAAGGAGCGGAGGUUGCAGCCUAGACGAGUUACUGAAGUGUGGCUUUACUCAGGGCCCCACCCAACCCUCCAAAGGAUUGUCCCACUCCCGCUCAGGACGAAGUGAAGACUUUUUUUACAUCAAGGUGAGCCAUAAACCGAGGUCAGCGUACUACAGAGGACCAAUGGAAGACCAUUCAGGUGGGAAGAACAGAGAUGGGGAAUCAGAAGGGCGACAGCAACCAAAACUGCUGCUCAAGUCAGGAAAUAUAACUGAAAAGACCUCUGCUGACAAGUCAUUGGUCCGUUCCACUGCCUUCAAGCCCGUGACUCCCAGGAGUACGUUCUCCACGGAGACAGGCCACAACAGCCUGGACCACAUCCUCUAUCCUCUGGAGAAAACCAGGAGUUCAGACAUCAGACAUAAGCAGGACACCUUCUCAGGGACUCAUUCUGACUCUGGACGUAACUCCAUGUCCAGCUUGCCCACCCACAGCACCAGCGGCAGCCUAAGUGCUUCCACGGGCCCCGUCAGUCACAGCGAUGGCAGCUCAGCUCCCGCACACAGCCUCAGCAAGGGAGCGCUGCCCAAUUUCCCUCCAUGGGUCAACGGGAAUAGCACUAACCUUGACUGUAGCUCCAGGCCUGGUCUAAAUAGCGCAGGGUUGGCGUGUAAGGCUAAUGGGGACGCUGGCUCCCCACUUUCUGCUGCAGAUGAGCCAAGAGCGCUCUCUGAAACUGCGGGUGGGAUCCGGUCCCCCAUUACUCCAGAUGAGUCACUGAUUGAGCGUUUGGAACAAAGGCUGCUGGAGAGAGAGACUGAACUGCAGGAGCUACAGGUGAGUUUUGAAGACAAGGAAUCCGAAACCUGCCAGCUGUUUGAGGAAAGACAGCAGUACUGCUCUGAGGAGAUGGAGGGGCUGAAGCAGCGAUGCUCCACAAAGCUUCGGCAAGUUUCCCAAAUGGCUGCGAAAACCCAGCAAGCAUUCCAGCUCCAGGUCAGCCAGCUCCAGGCUGAGAAGGAGAGGCUUCAGGCGGAUGUGGCCAAGCUCACACAAGAGAAGGAUCUUGUGGAGCUCAGGCUGAGGUGUUAUGCGACAGAGAGUACGCAGCUCGCCCCAACACUUGAGGAGACUCAAUGGGAGGUGUGCCAGAAGUCAGGAGAGAUCUCCCUGUUGAAGCAGCAGCUCAGAGACGGCCAGGCGGACGUCAAACACAAGCUGAACGAGAUCGUCAGCCUCAGGGCGUCACUGAAGGAAAACACGGCAAAGAUGGAGAUGCUCGAGAGACAGAAUAAAGACCACGAGGAGAAACUUCACUGUCGCACCAGAGAGGUGGAGGUUUGCCAAAAUGAACUCCAGCGGAAGAAGAAUGAGGCUGAUUUGCUGAGAGAGAAAGCAGGAAAACUGGAGAAAGACAUUCAGGGAAUGAAACAGGAUCUGGCCAUCGCCAAAGAGCAAAGGCAGCAGCAGAGUUUGCAAACUGAGGCUCAGACUCAGGCCUUAGAGAGACUAAACCAAGGCUCAGACUCCCCCACCCGAGGCCAAGGGGAGGAGAGCAACGGACACAUGUCCACCGAAUCUCUCCAGAGGGAAGUGGAGAGAAUGAAGCAGCAGCUCAGGGAGGAGAAGGACGCUCAGGAGAAACUGGCCAGCUGCUUCGAGCAGGAGAGGCUAACGUGGAACAAGGAGAAAGACAGAGUCAUCAAGUACCAGAAGCAGCUCCAGAUCAACUACCUGCAGGUGCACAGGAAAAACCAGGACCUGGAGCGGAUCCUGAAGGAGCUGACCGCCGAACUGGAGAGCCGGACGGAGCUCGGUAUGGACAUGAACUACAGCUCAGGGCUUCAGACAUACGAAGACGUUAUAGCCACAGAGAUUUGAUGGGAGCACUCGCACACGUUCAGUGAAAAUGAACCGAGCACUUGACUAUUUUUUUUCACCACAGAUAUUUAUGAUAACAGCUGGACUUCCUUCACUGCCUAUUAGUGUUUUACACGGGUUAUUUAAUAGUAUGUGCAUAGCGUAGUGUACUUUGCGUCCAGGGGACAGAAGAAAAUAGCUUUUUGUAAAGACAAUGUUAGUACUUGUUUGCUAUGGAAUCAGAUUUGUGCCAAUAAGCUCAAGCAAAACUUCUUUAGUAACAAGUGAGGCAAUAAAAAGUAAUGUCAAAAGUUAAAAUUGUAUAACUUGCAAAAAAAUAAAUUGUUUUAUCCUGUAGAAUAUAUUUGUUAUCCUUUUUUAUAACAUAUGUUUGUUCCCUUACAAUAUACAUACUUCUUAAGUUAUAAUUCUUUCGCUUUACUGUGUUUUAUUUUCUCUUGAAUUCUUAUUUUUGCUUGAUUUAUUGGCACAAAUAUAAUUCCUCAGUUUAAGGUAAACAAUAAGUUAAUUAAAAAAUGUUUUUACCAAGAUGUCUAAAAAGAUUACCCAUAAUUUGGAUCAUUUAUCAUGUAGUAUUUGGUCAAUGACACAUCUGAUCGGAUCGGAUGACAAGCUGAUGUAUCUGUUUUAUGAUUAACUUCUAAUGCUAACACACGAUAAGCAUGACAGUGACGUAUCAUCUGUGAGCCUUAACAGACUUUUACACAUGACUGUGUGCAUGGAACAUCGAUAAAAGCCAUUUCAUGAGCCAUUAAAAAACAAAACACAUGUCUUAUGAUACAAAUAUUUGUUAUACCCACUCAAAUGUAAAAGGAAAUGUGGUUUACACUUCCAACAACAUGUUAAUAUCAUAUAAAGUGUUAUGCAUUUUAACCCUUAAAUUCAAUUCAACACUA